AUGAGUCACAGUGGAUACAUCAAUGAAAAAGCAGGUUUGUCCUUGAGACAGAACUCCAACAGGAAAUCAACUAGAAAUGGGCAAGUAAAGAGCUGCAUGUUCAGGAUUCCUUGGCAGUCUGAGACCUCUCCUGUUGAACUUGUGAAGGAUCUUGCAGAAAGAGUAACUAAUGCUCUACGCUUGAUCUCUCCAAGGAGAUCGUUACACCGAGGCUCGUCUUCGCUGACAAGAUCAAAAUCAGCUGGCUCCUCUAUUGAUUCUCAUAGAACUGCUGCUGUUGAGGACUGCAUUGAGUUCAUCCACUCUUCCUUUUCAAGAUCAAACUCCUCAACCACAGCACCCCGCCAAGAUUCUAUACAAGCUCCUUGA
Molecule: messenger RNA, 369 nt
Organism: Sphenostylis stenocarpa
Lineage: Eukaryota; Viridiplantae; Streptophyta; Magnoliopsida; Fabales; Fabaceae
Source: the annotation of a GenBank genome assembly